Messenger RNA from Anastrepha obliqua, 6937 nucleotides. RefSeq lists its product as uncharacterized. Gene Ontology annotation, molecular function: non-membrane spanning protein tyrosine kinase activity; signaling receptor binding; ATP binding. Gene Ontology annotation, cellular component: extrinsic component of cytoplasmic side of plasma membrane. The record is from RefSeq and is a predicted model, not a curated record. The coding region runs from base 770 to 6937 and encodes 2055 amino acids. The transcript is spliced from 11 exons. Gene Ontology annotation, biological process: innate immune response; protein phosphorylation; cell surface receptor protein tyrosine kinase signaling pathway. Lineage: Eukaryota; Metazoa; Arthropoda; Insecta; Diptera; Tephritidae.
GGAAAACGGUUGUGCGAAUAGCAAGAAACGUAAUUAACGCAAUCGUGGAAUCAAUCGUCUACUCGUAUUUGUCUAUUGAACUGUGCAAAAGCAAACCAAGAAAACACAAGUUACUAUUUACUAUUUAAUUCAGCGCAACAAACUUCAGCAACAUUUGCAUUUUCGUGUUUAUAAACAAAUGUCGCUAAAGCGAGAAACAGUGAUAUAGUGAAAAUACACAACGGUACGUGUGUUUGUGUGUGAAUUUCAGAAGAAAAGAAGAAAAAGGUCGAAUUUAUGCGAAAACGAAAACUAAAAUAAAUAAAUUGCAAAUACUAGAAAUAAGCACAAACACAAAUAAUUAUUUAAAAAAAAGGGAUACAACAUUACAAUUUGUGAGUGAAAAUUGUUUUAAAAUUCCACGGUUGCAGCAACAUUAAUCGUCUUUGGAACAAUACUUCAAUGUCACUGCAGCCGCUAAUAACAAUGCUAUUCUUUGCAAGCCAAAAGCAAUAACAACAAAAACCACAACAACAAUGUAGCAGCGAUUUAUAGUAAUACGCGUUAUAGUGCUGAAAACACAAAGAGAUAAAUAAAGAAAAAACGAGGACAACUGCGCAUGAAAUCUCCUUCUAGAAAACUAGUAGCCAAACAAAACCAAAUACUAAUAGUAGUAGUAAGAUAAAUCAACAACAAAUAUACACCUAAUAGACUGUUUGAUUUAAAACUUGCCAAUGAGAAGACGUAUUUACACUUAAAUUAAGCGCAAUUAGCGAUUCUAAAAACGCCCAUGCGCACUGAAAGUAUUUCGAGCGGACGACACUGCAGCGCAUCCGCAUACGCAACUGGAGCGGCAUCCGUUGCAGCAGUAUCAGCUGCAGCAAAUAUGGCAGCCAUGCCAGUCGUCUGGUGCACAGAUCCAAAUUCAGUAAAUAAACAACCCACAGCUUUCGCGCUUCAUGGCAUUCAAUUGCAGGGUAACGUGACAGAGAAACAAGUAUUGGCGCUACGCGAAUUGGUGAAUGCCGCCGCUGAGGGUAGACUGAUACUACCUGCUGAUGGCACUUUUGUGUUGUUAGACAGCGGCAUUAGUAUUGAGAGUUCAAUAGUGAAAAGCAGUGAUGACGCCGAUGCCGAUGGCAAUAAAGAAAAUGCAGCGCAUAAUAUUGUUGCAAAUGUGACAAAUGGCAGCUGUGGAGAGGAGAAACUUACAAAGAACACCUACAUUCUUAUGCCCGUGGCAACAACCAAACCUCAGCCAUCGCAAGAACAUCACCCAACAAAUUUGCUCAGCGCUGCCACAGCAGCCCUUGCAGAGCAAUUUGAUGUUAUCAAAGAAGAGAAAGAAGAAGUGUUGCAAGCGCAGGAAGUUCUAGUGUCGCACUUUAAAGAUGAGGAGUCCGAGCCAAAAUACUCCACAUUCACGCCGCCUAGCUCGAAUGACGGCGAAGAAAUACUAUACGAAUUUCUCUGUUGUGCUAAAUGUAUGAAUGAAAUGUACGCGGCCAGGUAUCAAGCGUCUCCAACAAGCGCUACGCCUACACGCACGCGGUAUAGUAGUUGCCAGUAUUCCACAGACGCGCUUGCGUCAAAGAGCAAUGAAAGCCGGCGCGCUUUAGCUGCAGAACGACUACAUCGAUUACUCAGGACUUCCGGCCGCGCCUGCGCCUUCGUUGAUUGGGGCGCAUCAGUCAGGACAGCGACUGGCAUAAAAGCCAGUGAAUCGUCAAUGCCAUUAGAUGAUCCUGUAUACAGUAUUGCCAAUAAGUACACGCGCCGGUAUCAACGCAAAUAUUGCCUUAACUCUGCCUCGGCAUUAGCCGCACGUAAUCGACAAAAUCGUCGCAAAUUACCAAUGCAAAGCGUAAAAAUCUUUCAUAAUCGUAGCAUUGCAAUCACAAAUGUUGGUAGUUGUAGUGGAGGUAGUGGGGGCAGUAGUGUAAGCAACAACCGAAACAAUAAAAUCGGCUGCGUUCCACUGUCAACGAUAUUGUCAUUACCUGCUUAUGCGACGGUGAACAAAAAUAAAAUCAACAAUGAAGCGACGACACAGUCAAAUAGUGGAGCGAUGUUAGCAGAGGAAUGCAACGAACAAAUGGGGAGAAGUGACAGAAACCAGACAAGGCUGGGAACGGAGGUAGAGAUAGACAAUUUUGAAGCGCCGAGAAUGCAGACGGUAGUCAACGCGAUGGUGGAAGAUGACAUACAAAGGCAUUCUCUUCGUGAUAAGCUAACGAACUGUGAUACACCAAUGGAAGAGGUAGUCUCUACUGAAGUAGUUAAAGAUCUAAUUAGUUUCGACGACGAUGAUAAUGAUAAUGCUGAGUUGAGGACAGCAAACGACAAUGUAAGCGGUCCGUCGCGAAAAUUCGUUUGCGAAUCAAAGACCUUCGAUUUGUUGUGCGCACCGAACAAAGAGCUGACACCGUCAGCCAUCAUAGCCAGCGAUCACGAUCGUGACGCCGACACCAACGACUGCAACCUUCCACUAUCAGCACAUGCGCUUUGCAUGCAAAUUAGCGAAUCAGCCGAAUCCGCGGCCUACCCAACGACAAACACUGUCGACACCAGUAUAGCUGCUGCUGCUGCUGCUGCUGCUGCUGCUGCUGAGACUCAAGCCACGGUAGCUGGGCAAUCGCACAGUAAUAAUUCGAGUCGGAAAACGAGUUUCGAUUCAACUUGCACCAUCAGUUCAAUGGAUUCUGGUUUCAUUGAGAUGCAGAAUAAAUUGGAGAGCUCGUUGCAGAGUGCUGCUGGCGCUUUACUGUUUGCCGCUGCUGCCACAUCCUCAUCAGCUGCGAAUGUGCGGCCCUCGAUUGCGCAAAUCUUCGAUGAUGUCACCAAUGUGGCAGGUGCCGAAAAUGCCACUUCACCAGGGUGUGGUAAUCCUAAGCAUGUAGCAUUGAGCACUGGCGAGCCUUGUGAUGCGCCAGAGAAGAUCGCGCGUCUCAACUACAAAGAGUGCCUUACCCAGUCACGCAACCGGCGCAAGUCCUACGAAGAAUUCAAGGCAAUGUUUGCCGCAGCAGCAUAUAUGCAAGGAGCAAACAAUGCGGCGUCGGAAAUAUGCGCACGUCGCAAAGCGUCGCAAGUACGUAGUGGCAGCUGUUGUGAAAAGGAAACACAAUCCGGUGCGUCAAUGACAACGCUAGCAGCAGCAACAACGACGGCGGCAACAAUGUCGAAUGCAUUAGAAUCGAUAUCAGAACAGGUUGUAACCAAAGCGGAGGGGGAGUGCCGUCACCCUGGUGAUGGUGGUACUAGUGGAGUAGUGGCUGGUAUGAUGCCAAUUGCCGGGUCCAAACUUGCCAAUCACAGUAACGUCGCCGCUGCUGCAAUCAACGAGUUGAACACAUUUGCUAUGAAUGUGAAUAUCGACGCGAAACCGGAUUGUGUAAACAAGUUUGCGGUGAGCAUUGCUGAAAUGAAUACUACUGACGUGUCCGCCUCACUGACCGCACCAUCAGCGUCUGCGUUAGCGACGGCGACGACGAGGACGGCGGCGACCACAAUACAACGUCGGCCAACCACAGAAAUUUUGCGUAAGAAUUCCGAUUUUCUAUCGCAAAUACUCGAUCAAAAGCUGCUUGCGGCCAAAGAGAAAGAAAAAGCGCACAUACGUCGCAAAUCAUAUGAAGAGUUCAAACGUUUGGUGCGCGAUUGCGAAACAAUGGAUAUGACAGAAAAAUCCAGUGAAGCUGCAGAAAGUGCAACCGCUUUGUCGGCAACGCCAUUUAAACGUCAAAAUUCGCGGCAUGGUAAAAGUUACGCGUCAUUUUUGCUUAUGCGCCGCAAUUCGUUAAAAGAACAACAAAAAGUGGCGGCUGCCGCAAUGGCUACUACAAACUGCACUGCCAACGUUGAGCCACUACUUGAGCGUAGCGAUGAUGCUGCCACCGAAGCGCAACUACAAAGCAACAAUAGAGCCAUAGUACCGUCUGCAACAGCGCCUAUCAACAAAGGUAUCGGUAGUGGCAGUGGCAAUAAUUAUAGACGCAACUUUAAGAUCUAUGAUAAGCUAGUUUACGGCACCAUUUAUGACAUAAUACAACGUAAAAAUGACAUUUACAACCUGACAUACCAUAAAUAUGACAAAUAUAUGACAUACGGCACCAUUUAUGAGAUUCUACACCGCAAGACGUCGCAAGCAUCCUCUACCACGUCGUCGGUCACAAGCGCGGGCGAUUUCUUUCAACGCAAAAGUCUGUCUGCUAUUUUGGAAAAAGAUGGCGGUUUGACUGGGCAUGAAAAAAAAGAACAUACUUCUAAAGCAGAAAAGGACAAACACAAAGAAGGCAAGGAAAAACACAAGUCAUUAAAGCCAACAAUGAUUUACGAUAUUAUACAAAAACAACAGCACCAACAACAGGGACAAAACACUGAAGUUCAUGCUGCCAUAGGGAGUAGCGCUAAUGUUCCAAAUGGGGCCAUCUCGACCUCAAAUUCAGCUUCCUCGUCCACACUUUUGGGCAGUGGUCGCAAAUAUGGCACGAUUUAUGACAUUUUACAAAUGGAGAAAUCAGAUACCAGCACAGCUACAGCUGUCUUAUCUGCGGCGCACCCAGAAUCCAAGAAUCGUUUUAUUGUCAGCAAAAUUGAUGAAACUGCUGUCAUGGAGACAUCAACAGCUAGUGGCGUCAAUACGCACCAACCCAUAGAAAGCCCUAUCCAAAAUGCGGGUUACACAGCAUCCAACGCAAAAAAGUCGCAAAGCGACAAUGCCGCCCAUUGUGAUUCGCAUAAAUCUGCGAAACCAUCGAAGCCAAAUAAAAUGAGAAGACUGUCUAAUAUAUUGUCCUAUAGUAAGCAACAUACAAAGUCUGAGAAGUCGGCAAGCAACGAACGCAUCGAUGAACAACCAGAGCCGCCAGCUGAUUCACGUGACAUUGAAGACCCGUCCAAAUCAAAGCAUGUGCUGCACAAACGCCGUGUUGGCAUGUCGCAGCUAUUGCCGCUGGACAGUGAAGAAUUAUAUGCGCGUAUUAUUGCACAAAGUCGCGGCGCCACCUCCACUGCUGGCAAGCUGGGGAGCGGCGGCGCUCCUAUUAUGAAAUCCAGUUCACUAGAUGGCAUCUCGGCGGCAGCGGCCGCUUUGGUCUCGCCACCUGCCACACCUUCGCCACCCUCACCACGCCGCAGCCUCAAGCAACAUAAUUGUUUACAUCUUGGUGUAACGUCUGCACAGAGACGGCUCGUCAAAAAACUGUCUCUAGAUAGCUUCGAACCGAGUGCGGCACGCAAGGAUCGCUCGCCAAUACGACGCUGGUCCAAUCAAAUGCCUAUCAAAUGCAACUGCAUGCCUGUGGGUGACUCGCGUGAAGGUUCGCCGGUUUCGUUGGCGAGCAGCAAUGAAGAUUUGUGCGCAUGUCCGUCUACUGUCAUAGAACCGGCUGCACAACAAUGGCAACAACAACGCCAACCACACCACGUUAGUCAUCACCAUCACCAGUCACUGCAACACAAGCAUACGUGCCCAAAUUUCUUGAUAUUCACACCGAAUACAACAACAACGGAAACACAAGCAUCACAAGUGGCAACGCUUCUACCAUCGCCUACGUCGUCUUCUUGUGUCGGUAAUGCCGAUUGUGCUUGCGCGUCACUGGAUAAUUUUAAAAACUUCAGACUCAGUGCACCGUUGAGUAUUAAAACUAAUGCCAACAAUAGCAGCAAAGUUGCGACGCCCGCAGCACCAACGAAGGGCGGUGGUAGUUCAGCGCUGGCGUUGACCAAGAACGCCAAGUCGCGCCGCUUGUCGGAAUUUACGCGCGGUGAAUUUCUAAACGAAAAACCUUGGUACUUCCGCAAGAUAAAACGAAUUGAGGCUGAGAAGAAACUAUUACUGCCAGAAAAUGAACAUGGAGCAUAUUUGAUACGCGACUCUGAGAGCCGCCACAACGACUAUUCCCUAUCAGUGCGUGAUGGUGAUACAGUAAAGCAUUACCGUAUACGGCAACUGGACGAGGGUGGCUUUUUUAUUGCGCGCCGCACAACUUUUAGAACACUCCAAGAACUUGUUGAGCAUUAUUCCAAGGAUUCCGAUGGUUUAUGCGUCAAUCUAUGCAAGCCAUGCGUGCAGAUCGAGAAACCCGUCACCGAAGGCCUAUCGCAUCGAACACGCGAUCAAUGGGAGAUUGACAGAACUUCACUCAAAUUUGUGCGCAAAUUGGGAUCCGGUCAAUUUGGCGAAGUAUGGGAGGGAUUGUGGAAUAAUACCACACCAGUAGCAAUUAAAACGCUGAAGUCAGGCACAAUGGAUCCAAAAGACUUUUUGGCUGAAGCUCAAAUUAUGAAGAAGCUGCGUCACACAAAACUCAUACAACUUUAUGCUGUUUGUACAGUAGAGGAGCCCAUUUACAUCAUUACAGAAUUGAUGAAGCACGGCUCUCUGUUGGAGUACCUGCAAGUACUUGCAGGCAAGGGACGCAGUCUGAAAAUGGCGAUACUCAUCGAUAUGGCCGCACAAAUUGCCGCUGGCAUGGCUUAUUUGGAGCAACAGAAUUACAUUCACAGAGACUUGGCAGCGCGUAAUGUGCUGGUGGGCGAUAAUAAUGUUGUCAAGAUUGCCGAUUUUGGUUUAGCGAGACUUAUCAAAGAAGACGAGUAUGAGGCCCGUGUCGGUGCACGUUUCCCCAUCAAAUGGACAGCUCCCGAAGCGGCUAACUACAGCAAAUUCUCUAUUAAGUCUGAUGUGUGGAGUUUUGGUAUUUUACUCACCGAGUUAGUGACGUAUGGACGUAUACCAUACCCGGGUAUGACUAAUGCCGAAGUGUUAACGCAAGUCGAACAUGGCUAUCGUAUGCCAGCACCGCCCAGUUGCGAACCACGCCUAUACGAAAUUAUGCUUGAGUGCUGGCACAAGGAUCCAAUGCGACGACCGACCUUCGAGACACUGCAAUGGAAGCUGGAAGACUUCUACACAUCAGAUCAGAGUGAUUAUAAAGAAGCGCAGGCCUACUGA